Medicago truncatula (barrel medic) is the source of this 976-nucleotide messenger RNA. Its product is annotated as epoxide hydrolase 4. The record is from RefSeq and is a predicted model, not a curated record. The coding region runs from base 23 to 976 and encodes 317 amino acids. NCBI's taxonomy places the organism in Eukaryota, Viridiplantae, Streptophyta, Magnoliopsida, Fabales, Fabaceae. The transcript has 4 exons.
AGAGAUAUCACAUUGCUUAAACAUGGUGAACUUGGUGACAGUUGCUUUGUCAUUGAUUAGUUGGACAAUGAAGAUGACUGGUAUGAAGCCUUACACGGUGGAGAUAGAGCCCGGUACAGUUAUGAAAUUUUGGGUUCCAUCUGAAACCAUUUCAACGCCCAAACCCAAACUCAAGCACAUUUCAAAACCUACCAAGCCAGUAGUGGUUCUUCUUCACGGCUUCGCUGGGGACGGACUUGUUACUUGGGGGUUCCAAAUCAACACUUUAGCUAAAAAGUACGCCGUUUACGUGCCCGACCUAAUUUUCUUUGGCGGCUCCACGACCGACAAGCCCAACCGGUCACCGACUUUUCAAGCUGAGUGUUUGGUUGUGGGGUUAAAGAAACUCGGGGUGGAGAAAUGUGUUUUGGUUGGAUUCAGUUAUGGUGGAAUGAUUGCGUUUAAAAUGGCUGAACUUUACGGUGAGUUUGUUCAAGCUGUGGUUGUAACUGGCGCCGUUUUGGCUAUACAAGAGUCUUUGAUUAGUAGGGCAGUGGAAGAUAAUGGAUUCUCUUCUUGUUCUGAAGCAUUGUUGCCAUCUUCUACCGAGGGAUUGAAUGCACUUCUCUCUCUUGGUGUAUACAGAAACAUUUGGUUUCCCAACUGUAUGCUCAAUGAUUUUCUUAAGGUGAUGUUCUCGAAUAGGAAGGAGCGAAGUGAGCUAUUAGAGGACUUGGUCAUUAGCUACAAAGAUAUCAAUAUUCCAAAAUUUUCCCAGCGAAUCCAUCUUUUAUGGGGUGAUAAAGAUAAAAUUUUCAAAUCCGAGGUUGCAGAAAACAUUAAAGAGACGCUAGGAAGUAAUGCAACAUUUGAAGUAAUAAAGAAGGCUGGUCACUUGGCUCAUUUGGAACGACCAUGCAUUUACAAUAGGUGCCUAAAGAAGUUUCUUUCUUCCAUUACACUUCAUGAAAACAAUUUAUCCAAUUCACAUCUAUGA